CGUGACUUCUCGUUUCGGAGAGUCACUAUAAUAGUCUCGCACCGAGAACCAAAAGUACCCCUCCCCUUCCCCAAUUCUCAUCACAUUCCUGUACCCAUGUGUUUCGGAGCCCUAAGAUCCGUCGCCCGACCCGUUUCCAGAGCCAUCCUCUCUCACCGUAACGCCUGGCCUUUUUCCUCCAUAGCGUCUCCUGCCACCUUAUCAUCUCUAUCGCCUGAGGUCCGGUGGAUUUCCGGCCCUAAGCUUCCCUGGAUUCCGCCGUCCUCCGCCUUCCACAGCCUAACGGACACUCGGUACCCGAAGCGGAGACCCGUCGACAAGCCUAAGCGCAAACGACCAGUCCCGGAACCUCCUGGCCCCUAUUCUGGUGUUCCUAGGCGAUUGCCUCAUGAUCCAAAACCUCAAAAGAACCCCAAUCAAGGAAGUGUUAAGAGAAGGAAUGAGAAGAAGAGAAUCAAGCAACGCAAGGCUUUUAUUUUGUCUGAAAAGAAGAAGCGCACGGCGUUAAUGCAAGAAGCAAAAAGGAAGAAACUGAUGAAAAGAGUGGAGCGAAAGAUGGCUGCAGUUGCAAGGGAAAGGGCGUGGGUUAAAAGACUAGCAGAAUUGAAGAAGCUUGAGGAAGAGAAGAAGAACAAGAAGGAGGCUGCCAUGGUUUAGCCUUUCUCCUCUUUGCAAAAUGCUAAAAGGUCCAUAACAAGGUUGGUUGCUUUAUAGUUAUUGUUGCCCCUUUCUUCAAUAUUCGUUAAAAUAAUGGAAAUUUCAGUUUGUUAAUAGAAUAUUUUGUUCGAAAUGGAAAUUUCAAAGGAAUUGAAGUUUGAUCUGAGUGAAUUCAAUUUCAAUGCAUCUCCCUUGGAACUUCUUGAAAACCACCUCUUCCUUUCAUAGCAGCAGUAAGGUUCAAUCAGUGUGUUAAGCGAGAUACAAGUCGAAUUUAGGAUAAAAGCUAAACUAAUAC
Molecule: messenger RNA, 955 nt
Organism: Cuscuta campestris
Lineage: Eukaryota; Viridiplantae; Streptophyta; Magnoliopsida; Solanales; Convolvulaceae
Source: the annotation of a GenBank genome assembly